This is a messenger RNA of Aspergillus chevalieri, 1536 nucleotides long. It is a transcript of the gene met2, whose product is annotated as homoserine O-acetyltransferase. The record is from RefSeq and is a predicted model, not a curated record. The transcript has 2 exons. The coding region runs from base 1 to 1536 and encodes 511 amino acids. NCBI's taxonomy places the organism in Eukaryota, Fungi, Ascomycota, Eurotiomycetes, Eurotiales, Aspergillaceae. Gene Ontology annotation, biological process: L-homoserine metabolic process. Gene Ontology annotation, molecular function: homoserine O-acetyltransferase activity.
AUGGCUGAAAGAAACGCCCACACUGGGCAAUUCCGUCAGUACUCCCCCAUCUCCUCCAUGAACCCCCGCGAUGCCGAUGGACAGCUGCUAAAUCCCGUAGAGAGAAUCGACUCGCAACCUGAGAAUCCCUAUUCACAUCUUAUUACGGACCAAACCACUGUUAUCGUUCCGUCGUUCACCCUCGAGUCUGGUGUUACGCUACACAAUGUCCCUAUUGCCUACACUGCGCGGGGCGAGUUGUCUCCCAACCGUGACAAUGUUUUGGUCAUUUGCCAUGCAUUGAGUGGUAGUGCAGACGUGGCAGAUUGGUGGGGCCCGCUGUUGGGUGGACCUGGUCAGGCCUUUGAUGUGUCUCGAUUCUACGUUGUCUGCUUGAACAGUUUGGGUAGUCCGUACGGAAGUGCCAGUGCCGUGACAUACAAGGACGGCGACCCGGAGAAGGGAAUUUACGGGCCUGAGUUCCCGCUUACUACUGUCCGUGAUGAUGUGAGAAUUCACAAGAUGGUCUUGGAUGACAUGGGUGUCAAACAGAUUGCAGCGGUGAUUGGAGGCUCCAUGGGUGGUAUGCUCGCUCUGGAAUAUGCGUAUUUCGGCAAGGACUACGUGCGAGCAGUUGUUCCGAUUGCCACCUCUGCCCGCCAUUCCGCAUGGUGCAUCAGCUGGGGAGAGGCUCAAAGACAAAGCAUCUACAGCGAUCCGAAAUACGAUGACGGCUACUACAGCUUCGACGAUCCUCCGGUGACUGGGCUGGGAGCUGCACGCAUGUCCGCACUCCUCACCUAUCGCAGUCGUAACUCGUUCGAGUCGCGAUUCGGCAGAAAUGUCCCCGACCCCUCGAAGCAGCAGAACAUCAAGGACACCCAGAAGCUGCCUACCCCUCCUAAUGAACAUUGGGCAGUUCACAACGAUGGACACAAGGGUGGACAGUCGCGGAGCUCACCCACUCCGCAGCUGCAGGCCGAGUCGCCGGCCGUUGAGUAUAUGGACCCACAGUUUUCGGGUACCAAAACUUUCAGCGCUCCUGUGAAGCCCAGUGUCGAGGGACGGAAGAGGCCCCCAACCUACUUCUCAGCCCAAUCUUACCUGCGUUACCAGGGAGAGAAAUUUGUCAAGCGGUUUGACCCCAACUGCUAUAUCGCCAUCACCCGCAAGCUUGACACGCACGAUGUCUCCCGUUACCGCGCCAGUCCGACGUCGGAGGACCCGGUUAAAGAGGCGUUGAGCCAAAUCGAGCAGCCUGCGUUGGUUCUGGGGAUUGAAAGCGACGGUCUGUUUACAUUUGAAGAGCAGAAGGAGAUCGCAGCUGGCAUUCCAGACUCGAGACUGAAGCGCAUUGAGAGCCCCGAAGGACACGAUGCCUUCCUGCUCCAGUUCGAGCAGGUCAACCAUUAUAUCCUCGAAUUCUUCCGCGAGGUCAUGCCUGAGAUCAUGUCCAAGCAGACGACUGAAGGCGGCACAAUUGUCGACGGUGUCAACAAGCUAACCAAGAGCAGCACCUUCGGCGAAGCUGAAGUCGAGGAUAUCACUGCAUGGUAA